GAGUUCCCUCGUUUUGGUUCGGGUCUCUCUUACCUCCCUCUCUCAACAAUGGUGGAAAUCGACGAUUACCAAGAACCAGCGGAAGCCAUAGAAGACGAUGAAGGGAAAAGAAUGGAAAGCGGUGUCUUCGAGCAGCUAAAACCCUACUGCUUAGAGCUUCUUGUGCUUCUCCAACAUCCAAAGAAGCAUUCCCCUGCCAUCCCUUCCUUGCUUCAAUUCCUUCGCCAAUCUCCACCCGAUGCUCUCCAGCCAUUCUUCGAUUAUACCUUGUUUCCGUUGCUGCUUCUACUGGAUGCUGCAGUUGCCUGCAGAUCCCCAGAGAAUGUUGAUUCUGGAAGAAUUCAGAAAUUUAAUGACCCAAAAGUACCUCAUAAAGUGAGUGAUGCCGUGGCAGAAGGUGUGCUUCAGUGUCUGGAGGAACUUCUGAUUAAGUGUCAUCUUGGCUCUGUGGAACAGAUGGUUGUAGUCUUGAAAAAAUUGACUAAUGGGGCUCUACUUUCUCCAUCUGAUGCUUCAGAAGAGUUUCGUGAAGGAGUUGUGAAGUGUUUCAGGGCACUACUUUUGAGUUUGUUCCCGUGCUCUGAUGAGUUUUGCACCUGUAAACAGGCCUUUAAUUUGCCUAUGCUUUUGGAAAGCAGAGAUAUGAAAUCUAUGCCUGUUAGAUCUGCAAAGUAUGACUCAGAACAACAUGAUUGUUUACUUGCAUUUCUUCAGUCUCAAGCUUCCUCAGCUGCUGUUGGACACUGGCUAUCUCUUCUUCUCCAAGCUGCAGAAACUGAGGCGGCCCGAGGACAUAGAGGCAGUGCAAAGUUUCGUAUUGAAACCUUUAUGACCCUGCGUGUACUUGUUGCUAAGGUUGGUACUGCUGAUGCUUUGGCUUUCUUUUUACCUGGCGUUGUUAGUCAAUUUGCAAAAGUUUUGCAUGCCUCAAAAUCAAUGGCUAGUGGAGCUGCUGGAAGUGUGGAAGCUGUUGACCAAGUACUUAGAGGUCUGGCAGAGUUUCUCAUGAUAGUUCUGCAAGAUGAUGCUAAUAUGUGUAGCCUUAAUGCUUCCAUGGAUAUUACUGAUUUUGUUUCAAACCAGUCUAUAUCCACUCAAUCUUUCAUGGAGGAGCUCCGAAACUUGCCAGUUAAGGCUCAUGGUCAAAGCACAUUUGUGGAAGAAUCGAGUGCUGAAGUCAAGAAAAUGAUUACUCCUGAAUCUGAAAUGAAUGGGCAGAGAACCAAUUCUGGCAAGGGAAUUGGAUCUUUGCAUGCGAAUCGGACAAAAGAAUGGAUUGAGAAAACUUCAGCUCAUGUGGAUAAACUAUUGAGUGCAACUUUUCCAAAUAUGUGCAUUCAUCCAGCAAAAAGAGUGAGACAAGGACUCCUAGCUGCUAUUCAGGGUCUGUUAUCUAAGUGCAGUUGCACACUGAAAAACAGCAGAUUGAUGCUUUUGGAGUGCUUAUGUGCCUUGGUUGUUGAUGAUUCUGUAGAGGUGUCAGCAGCAGCACAGGACUUUCUUGAAAAUUCAUUCAUGUCGAUUGGGAAAAAGUAUUUGGAGGAUGAUCUUACUCAGAUUUUUAGCAGACUCAUCGAUAGGCUCCCAAAAAUGGUGCUUGGGAAUGAUGAAUCUCUAGCAAUUUUACAGGCACAACAAUUACUCGUGAUAAUAUAUUACUCUGGUCCUCAAUUUUUGGUGGAUCGCCUCCUUCAGUCUCCUGUAACAGCUGCUCGAUUUUUGGAAGUCUUUUCCCUUUGUUUGAGUCAGAAUUCCGUAUUUGCUGGUUCUCUUGACAAGCUUGUGAGGACAUCCUCGGUAGGAUACCUUGACUCUGUUGCACAGCUGAAAGGUGGAAUUAAUUUGAUUGGUGAUCGCCUGACUAUAAUGUCUACUGCUCCUAAAAUUUCAGAGUCUGCAGUUAUUCAGGAAAAACAAGUAACAUACCAAGAGGAAAAUACCCAUAAGAAUUAUGAGCUCCCACGCAUGCCUCCUUGGUUUGUCUAUGUUGGAAGUCUAAAACUAUACCAGGCUCUAUCAGGAAUUCUAAGACUAGUAGGCUCAUCUCUAAUGGCAGACUUUAGAGGUGGAAUGCAUCUGUCACUUAUUACAGAAAUUCCUCUUGGUUACUUGCGGAAGUUGGUCUCUGAAGUCCGUAUGAAGGAAUGUAACAAAGAGUGCUGGCAGUCCUGGUAUAAUAGGAAUGGCUCAGGACAGUUGCUACGUCAGGCAGGCACUGCAGUGUGUAUUCUAAAUGAGAUGAUAUUUGGUAUAUCAGAUCAGUCUAAUAAUGAUUUUGCAAGGAGGUUUCAAAAGUCAUGGAAAAAGGAAAAUGAGAUUCAAGAAAUUGAUGAUAAGUUGUCUGAUAGUCAGCCUUAUAAAAGCAUGUUUACCAAAUCAAAGUGGAAAGUUUCACAUGAUAAGGGUGCAAGGAGUCAUCUGAUAGACUGUAUUGGUAGAAUAUUACAUGAAUAUCUAACCCCUGAAAUCUGGGAUCUUCCAAUAGAAAGCAAAUCUUCUGUUUUAGAACCUGAUUAUGAAGAUGGAGAUAUCUCUUUAUACUUCUUUCGUGAUACAGCUAUGCUACAUCAAGUUAUUAUAGAAGGAAUAGGCAUCAUUAAUAUCUGCCUUGGAGAAGAUUACUCUUCCAGUGGCUUUCUCCAUUCAUCUUUGUAUUUGUUGCUUGAGCAUCUUACCUCUUCAAAUUAUCAAGUCAGGAGUGCCGCUGAUGCUGUUUUACAUGUCCUUGCUGCUACAACUGGCAAUCCAACGGUUGGGCACCUAGUAUUGGCUAAUGCAGAUUAUGUGAUUGAUUCAAUUUGUCGGCAACUACGUCAUUUGGAUCUUAAUCCUCAUGUCCCCAGUGUGCUUGCUGCUAUGCUUUCCUAUAUUGGAGUAGCUAAUAAGAUUUUGCCCCUAUUGGAGGAACCGAUGCGCUCUGUUUCACUGGAACUUGAAAUUCUUGGCAGGCACCAACACCCUGAAUUAACUAUUCCCUUUCUAAAGGCUGUUUUAGAAAUUUCCAAGGCAGCCAGGCGCGAGGCUCAUUUAUUGCCUGAACAAGCCGAGUCUUAUUUUACUUACGUGAAUUCUAUAAGUAAUACCGAAGUGAAUGAAACAGCAGAAUCCAGUCAGGCUCUAGGACAUGAUAAUUCUGACAUUGAUACGGCUGACAUGGAAACAGAACAAUGGGAGAAAAUUAUGUUUAAGUUGAAUGACUCUAAGAGAUAUCGACGAACUGUUGGAUCUAUUGCCGGUUCAUGUAUUACGGCUGCAACCCCACUACUAGCUUUGGCAAAUCAAGCAGCUUGUUUGGUGGCCCUGGAUAUAGUUGAGGAAGGUGUUAUGGCAUUAGCAAAAGUUGAAGAGGCUUAUAAACAAGAAAAACGCACUAAAGAAGCAAUAGAAGAAGCAAUCCAGUCACGUUCGUUGUAUCAUCUUCAAGAUACUCUAGAUGCUGCAGAUGAAGGUUCUGAUGAGAAUAGGUUGCUUCCAGCAAUGAAUAAGAUAUGGCCCUUUUUAGUUGUAGGCGUUCAAAACAAGAACACAGCGGCUGUUCGUCGAUGUUUAAGUGUGGUAAGCAAUGUUGUCCAAAUUUGUGGAGGUGAUUUCUUUUCACGUCGCUUCCAAACCAACGGUUCCCACUUCUGGAAACUUCUCUCCUCAUCGCCGUUCCAUAGAACCAAUCUGAAGAAAGAGAAGAUCCCUCUACAACUUCCUUACCGAAACUUUUCCAAUUCUUCAGAAGACUUGAUGGCCGAAACUUCCAGCCUGAAAGUUCAGGUUGCUGUGCUGAACAUGAUUGCUGAUUUGGCCCGAAAUAAGAGAAGCGCUUCGGCAUUGCAAGUAGUCCUGAAGAAGGUCAGUGGUCUUGUGGUGGGGAUAGCUUGUAGUGGCGUGGUUGGACUGCGAGAUGCAUCUGUGAACGCUCUUUCCGGACUAGCUUCGGUUGAUCCUGACCUUGUGUGGCUUCUUUUAGCUGAUGUUUAUUACUCAAUGAAGAAGAAAAAAGACAUACCUUCACCACCUAUCUCAAGUUUGCCGGAGCUGUGUGAAAUUCUGCCUCCACUUUUGUCAUCAAAAGAGUACCUUUAUGCUCAGUAUGGAGGGCAGACUUAUGGUUUUGAUGUUGAAUUUUCUUCUGUUGAAACUGUAUUCAAAAAAUUGCACUCUCUUGUUUUUACUCACCAAAUGUACAGUUAAAAGACAUUGUUGUCAUAGUUAUAGAUAAGAAUAUCAUUUUUUUUU
This is a messenger RNA of Humulus lupulus (European hop), 4227 nucleotides long. RefSeq lists its product as uncharacterized. The record is from RefSeq and is a predicted model, not a curated record. Lineage: Eukaryota; Viridiplantae; Streptophyta; Magnoliopsida; Rosales; Cannabaceae. The transcript has 17 exons. Gene Ontology annotation, biological process: chromatin remodeling. Gene Ontology annotation, cellular component: cytoplasm. The coding region runs from base 49 to 4182 and encodes 1377 amino acids.